Molecule: messenger RNA, 2790 nt
Organism: Oikopleura dioica
Lineage: Eukaryota; Metazoa; Chordata; Appendicularia; Copelata; Oikopleuridae
Source: the annotation of a GenBank genome assembly
AUGAAGUUUUUGAUGCUCCUGGCGAGCCUGGUUCAGGCCUUGCCGAUGUCCAAUUAUCUUAUUGCUUCAAAAUAUACUGAUAAUAAAGCUCUACAGAUGACCCUCCUUCUGCAGCCUGAUUUCCUCGGGGGCAACAUUCAGCAAGCCAACCAAAUGUCAAACAUUCUUCCAUUCCUGAUCGCAUCUCAGGAUUCCUCCUCCGACGAAAGCGAUCUUCACACACUUGCCCUCAUCUCAGCUCUUUCGGCCAAUCCAUCAGCUGCACAGAACCCUUCCUCGCUUUUGCCGCUCGUUUUGAUGAAUGACGGAAAAACAGACAUGAAGAAUUUGUACUUUCUGCUAGGCACGGGGUUGACUAGUUAUUUAAUCGCCAGCUUGCGACGCUCCUUCAGCAUAAUAAGAUGGACCACCAUGAACAACCAAUGUCUUCCACCUCAGCAAAUGAGCAACCUUUUCCUCUCAUACGUCCUCAUGGAAAAAGCUCAAAAGGAAAAGAUCGUGGCAAUCAUUUUUGGAAUGAACACUGCUUGCGGAGUCACUGAAGCUCAAAUCCGUGCUGAUAUUGAAGCCAGUCUCGAAGCUGGACAAAAUCUUGGUGAUAUCGAUAUUGAUAUGAAAUACUGCCCUGCCGCGGGUAACCGAAGACGAAGAUCUACUGGAAGUAUGAUUCAGACGAUGACAGUCACGUUCGCUGUUCAAGUUACUCAAGCUCCUGGCCUUGAUAUUGCUGCUCAAAAGAGCAAAAUGGCGAACAACAUUGCUACUGGUCCCCUUCAAAGCAGUAUCAGAGGAUCUGUGAAAGCUUUCAAGACAAUUGAAAUCGAUUCCCCCGAAGCUAUCGCAUCCGUUACUGUCGCUGUUGCCGAUGUUCCCGCAGACUUGACACCAUCGGUUUCUCUGACAGCUUAUUUUGAUCAAGACUGCACAUCGACCGGCAUUGAAGCGAAGAUGGACAAUGCUGCUCCAACUUCCUCCUCAGUGGUCGCCAGAGUUUGUAACAGAAACCUUUGUAAUGGAUUCCCAUUGACUCAACAGCAGUGCUCCGUAACUUAUGAGACUGACGAUGUGACACUUGUUAUUGCCGACAAUUUCAAAAAUGCAAUCAGAACAAAUCUCAAUAAUGAGGGAUUUGUUUCAGUCUUGUUUAUGGCGCCGGCGCGCUGUUCAAGCCGCGACAACAUCAACAACGACCACGACGACUACGACAACUACGACAAGUACUACCAGUACUACCAGUACUACUACAACCACUACUACCAGUACUACCACGACCACUACGACCACGACUACUACAACCAGUACUACCAGUACUACUACAACCACUACGACCAGUACUACUACAACCACUACGACCAGUACUACUACAACCACUACGACCAGUACUACUACAACCACUACGACCACGACUACUACAACCAGUACUACCAGUACUACUUCAACCACUACGACCACGACGACUACGACAACUACGACCAGUACUACUACAACCACUACGACCAGUACUACUACAACCACUACGACCACGACUACUACAACCAGUACUACCAGUACUACUACAACCACUACGACCAGUACUACUACAACCACUACGACCACGACUACUACAACCAGUACUACCAGUACUACUUCAACCACUACGACCACGACGACUACGACAACUACGACCAGUACUACUACAACCACUACGACCAGUACUACCACGACCACUACGACCACCACUACUACAACCAGUACGACCAGUACUACUACAACCACUACGACCACGACUACUACAACCAGUACUACUACAACCACUACGACCAGUACUACUACAACCACUACGACCACGACUACUACGACCAGUACGACAAGUACUACAACCACUACGACCAGUACUACUACAACCAGUACGACUAUGACUACUACAACCAGUACGACCAGUACAACUACAACCACUACGACCAGUACUACUACAACCAGUACUACAACUACAACCAGUACGACAAGUACUACAACCACUACGACCAGUACAACUACAUCCAGUACGACCACGACUUCUACAACCACUACGACUAUGACAACUACGACAACUACGACCAGUACUACUACAACCAGUUCGACCACGACUACUACAACCAGUACGACCAGUACUACUACAACGAGUACUCCUACAACCAGUACGACCAGUACUACUACUACCAGUACGACCACGACUACCACAACAAGUACGACAAGUACUACUACAACCAGUACGACCAGUACUACUACAACCACAACGACCAUUACUACUACAACCAGUACGACCACGACUACUACAACAAGUACGACCAGUACUACUACAACCAGUACGACCAGUACUACUACAACCACUACAACCACUUCUACUACAACCAGUACGACCACGACUACUACAACAAGUACGACCAGUACUACUACAACCACUACGACCAGUACUACUACAACCACUACGACCAGUACUACUACAACCACUACGACCACGACGACUACGACAACUACGACCACUUCAACAACGACUACGACCUCUACGACAACGACCACUACAACAACGUCCACAACAACUACUACUUCUACAACCACGACUACCACAACCACAACGACUACGACCACUACGACUACGACCACCACGACUACGACCACCACGACUUCGACCACCUCAACAACAACAACGACGACUUCGACAACGACUACUACGACAACGACCACUACGACAACGACAACAACAACUACGACUACUACAACUACCACAACAACAACAACCACUACGACUCCGGGAAUCAUUUUUACUGUUGA